Molecule: messenger RNA, 1170 nt
Organism: Blastomyces gilchristii SLH14081
Lineage: Eukaryota; Fungi; Ascomycota; Eurotiomycetes; Onygenales; Ajellomycetaceae
Product: carboxypeptidase S1
Exons: 3
Coding region: 1-1170 (389 amino acids)
Biological process (GO): proteolysis
Molecular function (GO): serine-type carboxypeptidase activity
Source: RefSeq, a predicted model, not a curated record
AUGUCUGGUGACAAACAUGUUAUACGUCGACCAGCCUGUGCAGAGGGGGUUAAUUAUGACAAUAUUACCAAAGGGGUUCUAGACCUGCUAACGGGGGAGGUUAUGCCUGGGGAAGAGCCCAACGGUACCGGGAUUGCAGGGGCCUUCUCCAGCCAGAAUGUGAAGCAAGCCGCCAAUAAAACGGAAAAUGCAGCAAUACAGUUCUGGUACUUUCUUCAGGCCUGGACCGGGAGUUUUGACAAGUACACUGCUGGUCGGGCGGGAGAAUUUCUCCAUACACAUCUGGACAGAGAACCCUCUUAUCCUUCGAUUGCAUACAACAACUCCUACGGUAUUAUCGCGAUUAACGAGACGGUCAAGGCUAUGGCAGAGGGUGAUCUUCCUACUUGUCUCAAUCUAGUUUCCAAGUGUCAAGAACUUGCCCGGACCCUAGAUCCCAACGCAACCGCUAACAAUGAGCAAGUUAAGGACAAGUAUAGAAAUGCGAGCGAAUAUUGUCUGGAGUAUAUCGAGGGCCCUUACGUUGUCGAGAUGAAAUGGGGUUAUUAUGAUAUGGCGCACUGCUACCUUGAUCCGUUCCCGCCGGAAUAUUACGUUGGAUUUUUAGCACAACCAGAAGUGAAGCAAGCACUAGGUGUUCCUGUUAAUCACACUGAGACCUCCCCGGUUGUUGGGCAGUCGUUUAUCAUGACAGGAGACUAUACGAGAAACGGGAUGGAAGGAUAUACGAGUGAAAUCGGAUACUUGCUUGAUUCAGGUGUCCAGGUGGCGCUGGUAUAUGGCGACCGUGACUACGCUUGCAAUUGGGUCGGCGGCAAGGUUGUAAGCCUCGCUGUCAAUUACAGUCAGUCUGACGCGUUCAAAAUGGCUGGGUACGAGGAGAUCGUAUUGAGCAAUCACACCAAUCGGGCAUGGGUUGCCUGCGCCAGCACUAUUCGUUCACUCGUGUAUACCAGUCGGGCCACAUGGUUCCUUCGUAUCAGCCAGAGCUUGCGCUGGAACUAUUCCGUCGAUCACUUUUCAAUCUUGACUUCGCAACGGGGAAGACAAACAUACGACACAAUCGAACUACUCGACUACCAGUCCCGAAAACUCCACGCAUACGGAAAAACCACCUGCUCAGCCAUAUCUAACGUGCUACUUCUGGUACAUGCCUUCAUCAUGUGCUGA